AAAAAAAAAUCUUGAUUGAUGCAGCAUGAUUGAAGAUUGCAUCUUGAUUUCAAUUUUGAACAUCUAAGUGAGUGAUUGCCAUAAUUAUAGCCAUUUGUAGUAGUAGCCUACAGACUCCGUGGACGAACAAUGUUCUAAUCUAAGUUUUGACUGGUCACUUGCCCGCACUUUCCCCGUAGGGUGAUUUUAAACGUCCAUUAACCAGCAGCCCAUCUGCUCCUCCGUCUAUCCAGGCUGUGAGACACAAGACCACAAACUGGCGAGGAAGCAGUUAAUGCCGAUCGCGCCUUGAAAUCUACAACAGUUGAUAUUUUUAGAAUGAGCGCCGAAUGUCCUAUAUACGCGCGCUUAGAAUGGGGCAUUACUGAGCGCUAUGGACGGAGCUCUGAGCGCGAAUCGCAGAAAAUCAAUUCUAUUUAUUCAUCUCACUCAUUCAGUUUUAGGUAGUCUAUGAUUUGCCCGAAUAUUUAUCUCUAUUAGGUUAUUUUUUGAUGUUGCCAAAAUGGGUCUCAUUUCAAUUAACAUUAUGUCAUCGUCACCGUAACGGAGAUUUUAAUAAUAAUAAUAAUAAACGAGAAUGUGAGAGAGCCUCGGACGCAGCAAUCCCGAAGUGAAUAACCCGCUUUAUGCGCUGCGUGCCGUUCGCUCUGUACUGGCGGCCACGAGAAUCUCCUCCGUUAAGCACUUUGCCUCCCUAUGCGCGCGUCACUGCGCGACCCCGACACUCUGGGGGGGUCGUGUUUAGAUAUCAGUGGGUGGCUGCUGCUAUCAGCUCCACCACCCACACCUCAUCAAAUAAAUAGGUGACUCAGAAGAAAAUGUUUAGUCAAUAAAAAGCUAAAAACAAAAUGUCUUUUGUGAAGAGCACAGGUCCUUUUCAAAGAUUGGGGAAAAUAUGAUGGUUCUUCCCAACAGCAUUUCUGUGACCUUGGUAAUUUUGACUUGUAGGCAAACACUGUACUUUAUUUCACGUUUCUGUGAAGAAGCAGUUAAGGUCAAGAGCGGUUUGCGUCACACCGAGGUGUGAUGUCAGCACACGCAAGGGAGAGACCCUCUUUACGGAGGCUGUGAAGGCGACGCGCCUUUUUCUUAUUUUAUGCUGCUUUGCCUGUCAACAGGAGAGAUUCUCUCUUAUUUUUGCACUCAGGAGCGCGCACGCAGGCGAGAAGUCACACGAGCCGACCCACCGCGGCAUACGCUGCAUUCCUGGGCGCGCGCGUGCUCGAGCCUCUGGCGGCAUAGCGUGACGGCUUUCUAUUUUCUGUUUCCUCCCCGCUCUCUUAUUCCGCCCUCUCUGCUCCUACGUCACCACCAUCCACCCACCCCCUCUCUCUCGUGUGAUUAUCCGCGAAUCGUGGCUUCUUGCGCGCGCGCGCUUCCCUACUCGCGCAACUCCGGGACUGAGAGAGAGAGAGAGCCAGAGACAGAGAGAGAGAGAGAACGAGAGAGAGCAGUAAACCAGUCUGCUCAAAUUCAAAGUAGACUUUCUCUCUCCGGACCCACCCGGUUCAAGCUGCCUCCUAUUGUGCACCCCCAGGAAUGUGAAGCGAUGUCCGGCUCUAGCAACGAGGAGAAAACCUUCCGAAGGUUCCUGGAGCUCUUUCUCCGGGAGAUGAAACCCCCACUGCUGGAGGACCAACCGCCUCCGAUGCGGCCAAUGACGGAUCUCAUAACUGAGGACGAAGUGGAGGGGGAGUGCCUCGACCUGUGUCUUCAGCACCUGUGCAAAUAUAACUGCCCGUUCCUUCUGGCGUCAGGGUUGGCACGGGGCACAGCCGAUGCCGUCCUGCAGAGCGACCUGUCUGGGUACCAGAGCACCAAACCUCCUGAUGAGGGCAAAGAGCCUUUCCCCCAGUUGGACUCAGUGAAGCUGGCCCGGCUGGUGUUUAAUGCGCUGUAUGAGACCUGCUACCUGUGGCUGAAGGAGUUCCCGGCGCGGCGCCGACCGGCCCAGCAGUACUACGAGACGUCCAUCCACGCCAUCAAGAACAUGCGUCGCAAGAUGGAGGACAAGCACGUCGUCAUCCCCGACUUCAACGCACUCUUCAACCUGCAGGAUCAGGAGGAGCAGGCCUUCUUUGCUGUGUAUGACGGCCAUGGGGGAGUGGACGCUGCCACCUACGCGGCCAACCACCUGCAUGUGAACCUGGUGCGCCAGGAGAUGUUCCAGCAAGACCCAGCGGAGGCGCUGUUUAGAGCUUUCAGGGUCACCGAUGAGCGCUUUGUGAAGAAAGCAUCGCGAGAGACCCUGCGCUGUGGCACCACGGGGGUGGUGACGUUUGUGAGGGGGCACACGCUGUACGUGGCCUGGCUCGGGGACUCUCAGGUCAUGCUGGUGAGGAAAGGGGAACCGGUGGAGCUCAUGAAGCCACACAAACCAGACAGAGAGGAUGAGAAGCAGCGAAUUGAGGCGCUGGGUGGGUGUGUUAUCUGGUUUGGCACUUGGAGGGUCAACGGCAGCUUGUCGGUGUCCAGAGCUAUCGGUGACUCAGAGCAUAAGCCAUAUAUCUGCGGAGAUGCGGACCGCAGCGAGUUUCCGCUGGACGGCUCAGAGGACUACCUGAUCCUGGCGUGCGACGGCUUCUACGACACGGUGGGCCCGGACGAGGCGGUGCGCGUGGUGAGCGACCACUUGAAGGAGAACGCCGGCGACACGGCCAUGGUGGCGCACAAGCUGGUGGCCUGUGCGCGCGACGCCGGCUCCAGCGACAACAUCACCGUCAUCGUGGUGUUCCUGCGCGACCCACGUGCCCCCCCGCCCAGCCAGCACCCCGACGGCACGGCCCCCCCCGAGGAGGAGGAGUCCGUCAACGAGGAGGAGGGGAAGGAGCCAGAGCUGGGUUGCCAUGACGGUGGUGGUGAGGGGGGCGGCGGGAAGGGCCGGGGCGGCUGGCCGCUGCAGCAGUGCUCGGCGCCGGCGGAUCUGGGCUACGAAGACCGCAUGGAUUCCUUCACGGACAGAACCAGCUUGAGCACGGACGGGCCCAGUCUCAGCACCGGCGGGACCCUGCGGCUGCCCGCCCUGUCCCAGAAGCCCCUGCGGCGAGCCUUCGCCAACUCCGACCUGCUGGCUUGGCCCGGGCAGGGGUGGUCAUGGCGACCAUGUGGGGGGGAGGAGGGGCUGUGCGAAUAUCGCUGUCACGGGCCGCCGCUCCCCGAAUCACGGCUCCCGCUCCGCAUCGACGGACUGCUGCUGCCCACGGCGACCCUGUUACCCACGGCGACACUCCUCUCCCGCGGAGACCGGCGCCGACGGAGGAUGAAUCGCCUGCCCCUCAGGAGGGCAGGGCCUUUCAGCAGGCUCCUCCCUUCGCCUCAAAUGCUUCUGCGGCGGCGCCCCUCAGCCCCGCCCCCUCCUGAGUUCCGACUGGGGGGGGCGCUGCCCUCGGUGCUCUGAUGGGGCGACCCCCCCAGCACACACCUCCACCCCCCCAGCACCUCCCUGCCCCAGCACACACUCAUCCACCCGCCUCCACUGGGGCAACGAGACUCCUUACUGCCCCUAUACAGCCUGUAACCAUUACGUCAUUCCUCACACGCGCACACACACAUUUACAUAGACAUAUAUUCAUAUAGAUAUACAUACACACAUACACACACACAC
This is a messenger RNA of Clupea harengus (Atlantic herring), 3604 nucleotides long. It is a transcript of the gene ppm1e, whose product is annotated as protein phosphatase, Mg2+/Mn2+ dependent, 1E. Gene Ontology annotation, cellular component: nucleus. The record is from RefSeq and is a predicted model, not a curated record. Gene Ontology annotation, biological process: protein dephosphorylation; negative regulation of protein kinase activity. NCBI's taxonomy places the organism in Eukaryota, Metazoa, Chordata, Actinopteri, Clupeiformes, Clupeidae. Gene Ontology annotation, molecular function: cation binding; protein serine/threonine phosphatase activity.